AUGACGGCGGCAGGACAGGCCAUGGUGGUCCUGGUACCCAUCCGACAGAAGUCCGCCAUGACCUUCGUCAACGACAAGGAUGCCGAGCUCAUGGGCCUCGUCGAUGAAGAGAAGGAGCGCCUGGCGCAAGUGGACAAGGACAAACAGAAAGAGAUGCAGCUCAAGGCCUCUGACUUGGCAGACCUCCGUGCAGCACGCAAGGAGCUGAAGAGGUCCCGCCAGGAAGAGGACAGAGCACGGAAGGAGGCGCUUUAUGAGAGCAUGGCUAAGCCUGGAAAAGAAGAAGAGUUCUAA
Messenger RNA from Symbiodinium natans, 294 nucleotides. The record is from the annotation of a GenBank genome assembly. Lineage: Eukaryota; Dinophyceae; Suessiales; Symbiodiniaceae.